AGCGCCCGUCCCGACAUCCCACGCCCGGGGUGAAGCACAGCCUCCGGCGAAACUCCUUCAGGACCGGGAGGAUGGCGGAGAGUGGCGGCACCGGCCGCGGCUCAGCAGCAGCCUCCGUGGGCGGCUCCCGCACUGCAGUGGCCCGACGAUCGAACGCAAGGACAGGUGCUGCUGCCUCUGGGGCCAACAGUGGUAAAAAGGCAGGUGGAGGUGGCAUUUUGAAGUUCUACCAGGACGACUCUCCGGGCUUGAAAGUGGGACCCACCACGGUACUGGUUCUCUCUUUGGUCUUUAUGGCGGUGGUUUGCUCUCUCCACAUCCUGGGCAAGUUUCGCAGUGGCUGAGAGUCACGAGGCCAGCAGCUAACGCAAGGCGUGGGGCAUGGCAGAGCUUGGAGAUGGGCGCGGUUUUUGAGUGGCUGAAUCUCAUCCGGCUCCUAGCCAUGCGGUUCCUUAGC
Messenger RNA from Effrenium voratum, 457 nucleotides. NCBI's taxonomy places the organism in Eukaryota, Dinophyceae, Suessiales, Symbiodiniaceae. The record is from the annotation of a GenBank genome assembly.